AUGGCAAAGUUUGCGGGCGGCACCUGCCUCAUCCGCAUCAUGAUGGUGAUGUUUGCCGGCUGCUUGUCCUUCAAGUUGUCGGAGCCGCUGGGCGGCACAGAGACUCAGGGGCCUCCCGGAAGUGUCGAGGGGCCCGAAGAUGCCAGCAGCGCUGAGAGAGAUGGCUUGGGUGGUCUCGGAAAGAACCUGAACUUCCUUCUUGUGAAGGUGGCGCAGCUCGAGGCUCUUGCCGAAAUGCAGCAAGCGGAGAUUGCCACACACCGCCUGGAGAUCGCAUCCCUUAAGAAAGAGCGGCACAGCUACUCCGACUCCCCGACCGCCGAGGUGCCUUCCAAGCCCCGCGGCAUCUUGCUGGAGACGCAGUCGGAAGAGGAAGCCAAGACCCGGCUGGACGAGACCACGGCCGUCCUGAAGAACGUCUGGCGGAAGCACGAGCACCAGCGCCGGACCGGCCUUGGAGCUUCGAAGAACGAGACCGCAAGCCUCGCAGCCGAGACUAAGGAGGAUGCGGAGAAGAUUAAUCCGAUAGACUGGGUCACCGAUCCGGUGGGUACCUUGAAAAGUGGAUUCGAUGCACUUUCUUCCACGGCUGACAAGGUGAACUAUGCCAAAGACCAGCUGGCGACUCACGCGUUUGACACCGUGGAGAAGGCAACGACGCUCCUGGAGAAUGUCCUCGAUCUCCCAGGCUUUCGGGACUUUUGGGUGAAGCUUCACAGGCCCCAGGUGCCAAGUUUCGACACAAGCACUGGGAAGCUGAAGCUCGGCAAAAUUAAGAUUGAGAUCAAUUUGAUCAAUGUGAACAAGCAGUGGGAGCUGGACUUGGGGACUAUCGACCUACCAGGGACGCUGAAGGAGGUGGCCACCACCUCUCUCGCGACUGUUCAGGGGGCGAUGAGCCUUGGAGGGGAGCUCGCCGGUUGCUCGAAUUGGCACUUGCCUGGUGAAGCCGUGAGGUGCAUCGGGAACAAGAUCGUCGAUUUGUUUGCCCAGCUUAAGACGGUGGCCACCACCUCUCUCACGUUUGUUCAGGGGGCGAUGAGCCUUGGAGGGGAGCUCCAAAGUUGCGCGAAUUGGCACUUGCCUGGUGAAGCCGUGAAGUGCUUCGCGGGCAAGACGAUCGAGAAGGUGGAGGAGCUGAACUUUCCUGGCGACAGCGCCGUCCAGCAAGUUCAGAAGAUGAUCACGGUGGGACGGGACCUGGACUGUCCGAAUUGGCAUUUGAACAGUGGCCUCGUCACGUGCCUUGGCACCAAGAUCAUCGACAAGGUUCCUCCGCUGAAAGCCACGGUCAAUGUGGGCCAUGAACUUUCUGCCUGCUCCCAGCAGACGGGGGAUGCGCUCAUGCAGUGCCUCGGCACAAUUAUCAUCGAAAACACCCCUCCCUUCAGCUAUCUGAGCCAUCUGGGCGAUGUACUCUCCGAGUUCCUGGAGGGCUUCGCGAAGAUAGCGGGCACCGUGGCCAAGCAGGUCCUGAAGGGCAGUAGCUCCUUGAUCCAGGAGGCGGCUCUCUCGAAGUUCCCGGCCAUAGGAGCCCCAGCCGCAGUGCACCACUCAGCUCAAAGCCUUGUGAUCACGAAGCAUACGCAGAAGCAGGGGAAGCUCUCGACACUACAGAUGGAGGGCAACAAAACGAGAGAUGGAUGGUCCUUCAAGCUGCACGACGAGGGGUCCAACUAUCAGUCCAAGCUGAUCACCCAGUUCCACGGCUACGAAAGGGACACCAGCUCCUGCUUGGCCUUUGCCCCAAAAAGCCGGCAGCAAGCUGGCCAGGUGAGCGAAUCAGACUGGCAGGUCACCGACCCGAACGACUUUGUGCAACUGGAACCCUGGGCAGUGCCCUGCGGCACUGACUGGAUGAAGGAACACGAAAGCAAGUGGCAAGGCUACUCCUUCUACACGGGAGAGCUGAACAUCGAGCAGUGCGUGACAGUGUCCUACGGUGUGAACGUGCAGCCUGUUGCUGCCUUUGUGGCCGGGGUGCAGAUUGAUGUGAUGCCCAAGCCAUUGGUUACUGUGGACUCGACUGUCUGCUGGCCCAAGCAACGUCCCGACGGCCAGGACCUGAGCAUGCUGCGAAUGAAGAUCUCGUCCAGCGGCGUGCUACUCUUUUCCAAAACACUCCGCUUGGCCAAGCGCUACAAGGACCCCACAGACUUCGUGGACCACCAUGGCAACUUGCACCGCACCAUGGCCAACUGGGAGCAAGAAACAAACCCGCGAGCUUCGAUAAGCCGCACAAAGCUGAUGCAGAUGGAGGCUUAUCAGACCCACAACCAGUCGCACCAGGCUGGAAAGGACGAGGCGGAGCAAGGAGUCUUCGAAUGGAUGGAAGACGAGGACACCUACCUGGCCUCCGCCAACUACUCCCCAGAGCUUGGGGUGAACUUGACCUCUGAACUGCAUGGGCUGGAGGCCCAAAAGCGCCUAAGCUUGGCGGCCGCAAAAAGUGAAGGAGUUUUCCAGCUCUUCAACUUCCAGCACGACGGGAGCGUAAGCUUCGAUUUCCAGGCCCUUAUGGAUGGGAAGUUCCUGGAGAUGCGCAUGCAGAUGGGCUUCGGACCUUUCCAGUCUAAGCCGAAGACGGUCAAGCUGGUGGACAUCACAAACCAGUUCGAGGUGGUACUGUAUGCCCUCCCCUUCAUUUCCAUGGCCAGCAGGGCCAGGGCCAUUGACGCUCUCAACACCUUCACGCACGACAUGCCGCCGCCCAUCGUUCUGGAGCCCGGCACGACCGUGGCCGUUUGGAACCAUUUCUUCCAGCGGUACCUGGUCGGCACGAGCACAGGUGCUGUCGGUUCAGGUCCUACCCACAACUUCGAUCUAGGCCUUCCUAACGCUUGGCAUCUGGAGCGCUGGACUGUGGUGGAUGCGGGCGAGGGCAAGAUCGCACUGCACCACCCGAGGUACAAUGGGUUCAUGAGCCUCGCAGCCUCCGGGCUCUCUCUGAAGCACGGUGCUGUGACGGACUUUCAUCCUGCCGGUGGCUGGGAAGCCGAGACUUUCGUCGUGGUGAGUCGGGGUGGUGGGACAGACCUUUUCGGCUUGCAGAACCCGGCGACCAAGCGCUUCGUUUCCUGUGGGGCACACCACGACACCUAUGUGAGCCCCCCGUCCGACACCUUCGUUCCAGGAUGGACGCAUCAGGAGUUCCGUGUGGAGGUGCUGAAACCGCGCCUGAAGGUUGGCAGCACGGUGGGACUCUGGAGCCCGCUCCGCAAGCACUGGCUCCGCCUGAACCACGGGGACCUGGACAAGGGUGGCAACGUGAUGAUGCCUGACCAGCAGCCCAACUUGGGAUAUCAAACCGAUUGGGAGAAAUUCUUGGUGGUGGAUGCUGACAAUGGAGACCUCGCGUUGUGGAACCCCUUCUUCAAGACCUUCGUGAUGAUCGAAAACGGAGAUGCUCGAGCCAGUGCCGCCAUUUAUCCUCAAGAGCUCCCCAGCAUCUGGCCAUCAUGCAAGUUCCAAGUCGUCCCAACCCACGAUGGUUCCAUCAGCUUGCACUUUCAGGAAGGCUUCCUGGCCAUGGGCGCAGAGCCCGGUGCCGCUGGCGUUUUCCACACCGGUUGGACCAUCCAGUCGCUGCCGGACGCGGACGAGGCAAAAGCAUCGAUUCUUUCCACACGCAGCCUUGCCUGGAGGAACGCUGCCGCAGACGCUGCCCGCAUUGACACAAAAGGCGUCCUCCACAAGUGCCUGGAUCUCGCGCGCUGGUUUGGGCUUUUCGCUGUCGUUUCCCAGCCUACGCCGCCUCGCUCCUCGAGCUGCCGCCCCUGA
Molecule: messenger RNA, 3780 nt
Organism: Symbiodinium sp. CCMP2592
Lineage: Eukaryota; Dinophyceae; Suessiales; Symbiodiniaceae
Source: the annotation of a GenBank genome assembly